UAUGUACUGCCACCUCUUUUGGCAAGGAAAGAAGCCUGCUUAGAUUAAUACUCAACUAAUUUAUGGGUACAAGGUAUUUCUUAUAAAACGCGUUUCAGUAACGGUGUAUUUUUUAUUUUUUGUUAGCAGCUAAGCUAACUAGGUAACGUUGUAGAGUAGCUGUCUAGGAAAACAGGAGACGUAUAGAGUGGUCGGUGGUAUGAAAUGGGGAGAAAUGUACUAGUAGUGAUUAGUCUGACCUGUUGGUUUAGGAGUUAGCAGUAGCUAAGUGUGUGAGGGUGUGUUAAAGUGGCCGGGAUGCUUCAGGGGCCGUAUGGCGGCGCCACUGAGCGCGAUAAACUGCUCGUCCGGCUGCCUUUCACUGUGUUCGCUGUAGGAACCGUGUGUCUGCCUCUCCUGGGCCUCCUCACCUGCAUCACACUUUCUGUUAUUUAUGAUUACAACGAAGCCACCUACACUCAUUGCCAGGUCCACAACUACCUCCCGUCCAUCAGCGCAGCCAUCAGCCUCACACCGCAGCGCUACAUCUGGCGCUUCUGCAUCGGCUUGCACUCGGCACCACGCUUCCUGAUAGCAGCGGCUUACUUCAGCUUUUACAGAGGCCGCUUUGCCAGGCACAUUGUGGAGCAGCUCCUGAGUGCCUUCACUCUCCUCUGUGCUGUAAGCGAGAACGCUGGACUGCUGCUGCUCACCUACGUGUCUUCUACAGAAACAUACAAUUUUCAUAAAAAUGGCUUCAUUACAUUCAUCGCCAGCUCUGGGCUCCACAUGCUGUGCACCUGCAGGCUGUGGUAUGUGAUCACGAAGAACACCUUUAGUACUGAGGAGAUGACAUCAUACCGCUACAAGGUCCGCCUCUUCCUCUUCAAUAUUGUCUUAGCAGCGGCUGCGGGUUACUUCUUCAGGCGCCACAACAAGUAUUGUGAAUCAGGAAUUUACACCUUCUUUGCUCUGUGUGAGUAUCUGGUAGUGCUCUCCAACAUGGCCUUCCAUAUGACAGCCUACUGGGACUUUGGAUGUAAAGCAGUGAUGGUGGCAGUGCCAGUGGAGUCCAAACACAUCUGACUGUUAGAUAACACGUUAACAUGAAACCACAUUAAUAUGGAAAGAACUGUGCAUCUUAAUUCAUAGAACCAUUAUUCCUGUGCUGAAGUAAGUGCUUGUGUCUGCGUGCGUGUGUGUGUGCGUGCGUGUGUGUACCAUUUUUAAUUUUGAAUACUUACCCAAACAGAUAAAAGGUUUAAUUGUUUUUUUCUAAAUUGUACUGUGUUUACAAAGUUUUUGUGAUUAUUUUGCACAGAUUUCUAAAUGUUAUAACGGGAUAUUUAAAAAUCUUGAAAAAAUGUCACUCAAGUCACUGACUGAAAUCAUCAGUUUUAAAUUUUAUUUAAAAUGUAAUAUUUAGAAUUAUACUACUACUAAUAAUAACAACCAAGAUGUUCCGCUUUAAGUCAUCAGUGAGAAGAAUUGAAAGUAAACACUUCCUGUAAUGUAUUUUAUAUUUGGGAACUUAUCUCAGGUCUGAUUUCAUGACACAUUAAGGAUGUAAAGUUAUAUCAUGAGCAAGAGAUUAUACUGACCUCAACCAUCAGAGCACCAAAGUCAGGUUUAUUACCACUGACUCUGAAUGGUGUUUAAAAGAAGAUUUAAACCCAAACUGAAAUUAACACCAGAAUUGGUUAAUAAAGUAUCAUGAGACAUUUACACGAUGCUAAGCUGCUAGCUAUAAGCUUUCAUUAUUCCUUUAUGGUGUUAUUUAUACUGAACAUGUUUUAGUUAAUGUCUUGGGGACACAAAGAUAUUCUUUAAAUAGUGAACAAGAAACACAGAAUCGCAUUAAAGGUACUACGAUUAACAAUAAAAACACGGUGUAAUGUGUAUUUCGGGUAUAAAGUGAUUGGAAUUACGUAAAGAAUUACUUAAAAAUUCUACUAUCUAGUCAUUUCAAUGGCUUAUACACACAUCAGGAGUUUAGGUUUUAGAAUUCUAGCCAAACACUAGUACUCUAGAUAUCAGAAAAUGCUGAAAAUCUCACACACAGUAGUCUUAAAGUUCAGACCUGCAGCUUAAUAGUUUUAGCUUAAUAGUCUGUGGAAUUGGCUUGUUGACGAGAGGACGGAGGAGAAGAUUCUUGAGAUGAAUCUUGAGAUGGAUGGGUGAGAAGGACCAGGUGACGUCCUUAAACCCUUCAGCAGAAGCAGAAUAAUAAUAAUUUGUUCCUAGUCUAAUAGUUGACUGGGAAUGGUUUAUUACAUGAAUAUGGUCACCAAUUAGCAGAUGUAACAGAGUAUGUAAACAAAUGAAUGGAGCUGCUGGGACAAAGCCUGAGCCUGUUAUCACCUUCAAAACAAAUGGAAGUACAGAGAUCUCAUUUUACUGUCAAAUAAUUUGACUCGGACAGCAGUGGGUUAUAAUACCAGAGAAAGAUACUAUUUCUAUCAUAAUGAUGGACUUACUGACGUAUGUGUAAGUGACAUCAGACACACUGUGUGUAUAUACAGUGUUGUUGUUAAAGCCUGAAAGAGCAAAAGAGUUUCAGUGGCCGAGACGGCACGUUAAAACAAACAACAAAAAAAAAAAACGAAAGGCUCAUGUCCAUUAUGGAGAUGAAGCUCUUUUAAAUUUUGUGUCAGUGGCACAGAUAGGGAAAUGGCUCUGUCACCACUCUAUUUAAAUAUGUCGAAGCAAAGCAGCUUCCUCUUUUCAGUCUGCACAUUCAUCUCAGGCAGAAAGCUGUCACUGCAUGAUUCAGUGGGUAAAAUGUGGUUUAAAGUCAUGUCUGAACAAAUAAAUCAAUGAAAUCAAAUCUUCAUUUCAGGCGGACUAAAGGCUUUUUACUUGUUUUUAAGCAGCUAUAUAUUGUGGCACAAGAUUAGAAAAAUGGCUAAGAACCCAAAAAAGGUAUAUUGAAAUUUAAAAUAAGAUGAACUGUAAUCAUUCGUGAUAACUUCAUGCUCGCUCACAAUGUGUGUAUUUGUUAAAUAAAGACACUUUGUACCUAUUUCUAUUACUAUUGUUAGUGCCUAUAUGUCUAUUGUUAUGGAACAUCCCUGAGAAGUUGGUUCUGGUUAUGACUUGUGUUGUAAACGUGCUGUUUAUUUUAUAUCUGCCUCUGUUUGUGCUUCUCUUUUGAAAUAAAUAGGACAUCAAAUGUA
This is a messenger RNA of Tachysurus vachellii, 3155 nucleotides long. RefSeq names its product post-GPI attachment to proteins 2 (gene pgap2). Gene Ontology annotation, biological process: GPI anchor biosynthetic process. Gene Ontology annotation, cellular component: endoplasmic reticulum membrane; Golgi membrane. Bases 298 to 1065 code for a protein of 255 amino acids. NCBI's taxonomy places the organism in Eukaryota, Metazoa, Chordata, Actinopteri, Siluriformes, Bagridae. The transcript has 5 exons. The record is from RefSeq and is a predicted model, not a curated record.